UGAAAACGGGACAGACACUGUGUGCUAGUUAGGCUAGGCUAGGCUAGGCUGGGCUAGACUAGGUUGGGCUAGGCUAGGCUAAAGUUGGCUAACGGAGGACAAGUUUGCACUCCUCGCAUUAAGGAUCAUGUCCACCGUUGUCGGAUUAGAGAAGCCUACUGAGGAGGGGAGUGAUACCUUAGAGGAGGAAAGUACGUCUGCCGUCCCUGAGCUCAGACUAGUGCUCAUUGGUCGAACUGGCUCAGGAAAGAGUGCCUCAGGGAACACCAUCCUGGGACGACGUCACUUCCUGUCUGAGCUGAGAGCGAGCUCGGUGACACAAGUGUGUGAGCUGGGCAGCAUGCAGUUGCCUGAGGAUGAGUAUGAUGAAGACUCCUGCAGGAGGAAGACUGUGGUCGUGGUGGACAUGCCGGGGUUUGGAGACACACGGUUGUUGCCGGGUGACGUACACGAUGAAAUCACCAAGUGUGUGACGCUGAGCGCGCCCGGGCCACACGCCUUCCUGCUGGUCGUCCCACUCGGCCGUUACACACAGGACGAGCAGCGAGCCGCCCAACAGAUGCAGCGUGUAUUCGGGGAGGAGGCUCUACAGCGCCACACGCUGGUACUGUUCACCCGUGGAGAUGAUCUGGAGGAGGGCGGAGGAGGGAUUGAGGGGUUUCUGGGUGGGGCUGCUCCGGAGGAGCUCAGAGCUCUACUCCAGACCUGCAGGGGUAGAUACCACGUUCUGAACAACAAGCAACCGGGGAACAGGGGGCAGGUGAGGGCGCUGCUCAGAAAGGUGGAGAAGAUGGUGGCACAGAACGGGGGGCGGUGCUACACCAGCACCAUGUACCAGGAGGCGGAGCUUGCCAUCCGAGAGGAGCAGAAGAGACUGAUGAGAGAGAGAGGGGAGAGAUGUGGGGAAGAGGAGGAGGAGAAGGAGGAGGAGAGCACAGAUGAAGGGGUGACAUCAGCAAAGAGAAAGAGGAUGGGCCUGGGGGAGGGGUGGAGAAAGGGAGACAUAGGAUUGGGGAGGAGAGAGCUGGAGGAGAGGCGGGAUGAGGAUGGAGAGGAGGAGAGGAGGAGGGAGGAGCAAGGGGAAGAUGACAGAACGUGUGAGGGGCGAGGUCUGCUGCAGGAGAGGGGGCAAGGAGGGUGGGAGCAGGGGAGGGAGAGAGGGAGAAAGAGGAGUAACAGGGAAGGUAGGUCACACCUGCUCCCCUCAGUGCUCCCGUUCCGGAAAGAAGCGGCGCUCUCGAGGAAAGUUCUAAAGAGGGUGAAGGUGUUUGUGGCUGCCAGUGCUACAGGCAUGGCAGUAGGGGCAGCUCUCGGAGCCGCUGCCCCUCUGGCUGUGGCGGCAGGAGCCUCAGUGAUGGGUGGGUCAGUGGGGCUGGUGGCAGCCCAGCUGGCUGAGGUUUCUGUGGCCAGCAGCGCUGGGGUGGGGAAAGCUCUUGGGGUGAUUGUAGCCGCCACGACCGGAAAAACAGCUUUAGCUGUAGGGGCGGCCACGGGUGGGGCACUGGGAGGGGCUAUGGGGGCUUGGGCUGGGGCAGAAACAGCAUCACCUGGGGCAGCUGCACUGGAGGCCCUGGAGCAGGUGGCGGUGAUGGGGGCUACAGCUGUGGGCAUGGCUGCAGGAGUGGGAGGGGUGUUGGGGGCAGGAGCAGUCGUGGGGGCUGUACUUGAGGGCGGGGCAGUUGGUGCUGCGUUAACUGGAGCUGAAACUUCAUCAGGGGCAGCCAGCAUCACUAAAGCUGCAGCAGAAACCGUGCUGCAGGAAGUGGCCACCGGGGGCAGUGUUGCAGGUGCUGUGCCGACAGCAGGGGGCACUGUGGUGGAAGGGGCAGCUGCCUGCAGCAGUCAGAGUGCCGUAGCUGGAAGUGGGUUAACAAGCGCUCUAGACACGGUGGGAACGACCUCACGGAUUUUAACGGCAGUAGCGGAGAUCGGCAAGGCAGCAGUAGGGAUCGCGCUGGCCGGGAAACUCGUGGUCAAGGUCGUGAAGGAGAAGGUUCGCUCAGCAACCAGCAGCAGCACAGAGAACAGCUACUCAGAAAAAAACUCCUACGAGAUCCACUGGAACAGCUCCCAGUCGUGA
Electrophorus electricus (electric eel) is the source of this 2080-nucleotide messenger RNA. RefSeq lists its product as uncharacterized. Gene Ontology annotation, molecular function: GTP binding. The record is from RefSeq and is a predicted model, not a curated record. NCBI's taxonomy places the organism in Eukaryota, Metazoa, Chordata, Actinopteri, Gymnotiformes, Gymnotidae.